Messenger RNA from Gallus gallus (chicken), 1545 nucleotides. It is a transcript of the gene AKIP1, whose product is annotated as A-kinase interacting protein 1. Bases 1 to 399 code for a protein of 132 amino acids. Gene Ontology annotation, biological process: regulation of non-canonical NF-kappaB signal transduction. The transcript is spliced from 4 exons. The record is from RefSeq and is a predicted model, not a curated record. NCBI's taxonomy places the organism in Eukaryota, Metazoa, Chordata, Aves, Galliformes, Phasianidae. Gene Ontology annotation, cellular component: nucleoplasm.
AUGGACGGGGCGCGCGCGGGGCGCACGGCGGGGUUGGCGCGCGCCGUGCUGGAGCGGGCGCGGCGGCGGCGGGAGCGGGAGCGCGCGGCCUCGGCCCCGGAGGAAGACUCGGAGCGGCUCAGCGCUGCGUUCGCCUCCGUCAUGAGUUUUAUGGCCCAAGCCACGAGGGAGUGCGAGAGCUACUACAGCCUCGUGCCGGCCUGCAGGCGCAGAGAGCACGAAGUGAAACACAUCUGCAGGUACCACGGCCGGCAAGCAGGAGGAGAAGAGCCCGAGCCCUCCUUAGACCGGUUUACAACCAGAUGCGGAGAUGCUGUGACGGCACAGAGCAAUGGACGGUGCGUUCACCGUCCCGCAGUACAGAUGGGCAGUAGAACAGGCAGAGACUGGCACAGUUAAUGACAAAGCAGACUGUGGCCAUCCAGCACACAACUAGUCAAGAGUCUCCUUCAUAUUUUGGACUGAUACAGUCAAAGCAUUGUGAAUGAUCUGUAGACAGCCAUGGUUUGCACCAGCAGCAAUAAUCCAGCAGUCUUCUGCUCUCACCUCUCUUGUGCUCCUGCCACACUCCCCAUGCUGAACAAAGCACGCAGAAGCUGCCUGGCCAGUUAUGCUUGGCCCUGACACAGUCCCCUCUGAAGACUGCUGUUCCUCCAGGAGGAGAAAACUUCACUGAUUAUUAAAGCCAAAACACCUCACCAAAUCCAGUGCAGGAACUUGUAAGCCACAAAAGAUGAGAACCAUGGAAACUGUGCCAUAGUAUGAAUGAUGAGAUGAACUUGGUGUAUGGGUGACUUGCUUUGUUACAUUCAGAACAGUUUCAGGUGACAGCUUUCAGUUUUGUAAGUAGAGAUUACAGCCCGUUAAUUAUUUCCCUGGAUUAAAUCAUUAAAUACUUUGACACUUGUGAAUAGAACCACUUUAGAGUUCUGUCUCUAUAUCGCCCAUGUAUUCUGACACAAAAUGCACAACAUUUAGAUAGCAGUUUAAGUGACUUCUUUUUUUUAAUUCAAAGUCCAAGUUUUUGUUUUUGUGGGAAAUUUAACAUGACUAAAUAAUAAAGGAAUCUCUUUAUUCCCCCUUCCCUGUCCCUAAAGACCAAGAAAGCUUCCAAAGACAUCUACAUCGAAGUCUCUCCUGGCAUUUAUUCUAUCACAGCAACCUCGGAGGACAUGGAGAAACAAACCCACGUGGUGGAUGUCAGUGCUGGACAAAGCAUUGAUUUAACUUUCGUGCUAUGACGUUUACCAUUUGCUGGCAAUCAUGGGAAUAAAAUACUAGGAUUUUUUAAAGCAGAUAAUUAACUACGUGUAACUAUUUCUCAUUAGCAUCUUAACACAAUCCUCCUCCUUUGGGAGUCCAUUUUUGUGGCCUGUAUAUUUAUUUGCUAACUUAAUGCAAUUGUAUGCAACCCACUUUGUACACUGAUUUUAUAAACUUUGUACAUUGUCUCUCUUAAUUCCAAUCACGUGACUAUGUAAUUGCAGGUUAUUAAACUCGAAACAAUUAAAGAUACAAUCAGUGGAAUAAAUACAUUGUUUAGUC